Dracunculus medinensis (Guinea worm) is the source of this 1482-nucleotide messenger RNA. The record is from the annotation of a GenBank genome assembly. NCBI's taxonomy places the organism in Eukaryota, Metazoa, Nematoda, Chromadorea, Rhabditida, Dracunculidae.
AUGAGCGACGAACAAAAUUCGGUAUCGGCGAAUAAUUCGAAAGUUCAAUUUGGUAGUUUGGCUAAUGAGGAAACCGUACAGAAGUUGUUGGCUGAAAAUGAAGCAGAAAAUGAAAAAAAUGAUGAAUUUUUUGAUUUGGAUAGUGUUGAUAAUCCAAUGGAACGUGAAGUUAUGGCUGAGUUUGAACGGAGACGACGUGCGAGAACGCUAACAUUACCAACAGACGAUGGACAUGUUAAAUUGCUUCUUCGAAAAUUAAAUGAACCAAUAUGUCUGUUCGGCGAGGAUAAAUUGGAUAGAAAGGAACGUCUUAGAACAAUUUUAUCUACCAUGUCUGAAGAAGAGGUAACAAGAAUAUUGCAUAGUCCUGAAGAAACUGAGACAAUGCAGCAACGAGAUUCAGCUACAUGGUACCACAAAGGUCCAGCUUCACUAAGAGAUGCUCGCAUUGCAAUAGCUGAUUAUUCAUUGCCAAGAGCAAAAGAGAGGCUUAAAAAGGCUCGUGAAAAUGCUGUUCGUUCACAACAUCAGAUUGCUGUUGCAACUCAAGAGAUGUAUCGAUGGAUAUCUUCAUUGUCUGUAUAUUGUUCACAAGUAGCUGAUAUACGUCCUGUAUCUUCUUGUGAAUUUUCCCCAGAUUCAAUGCAUUUAAUUACUUCUGGAUGGUCUGGUGAAUGUUGUAUUUGGUCUAUACCCGACUGUAUUCGAGAAAGGCAUUAUAUUGCUCAUAAUCGACAAGCUGGAUGUGCCCGAUUUCAUCCAGGAGCAUAUAUAUCGCAAGAACCGUAUGCACUUAAUGCGGCUACUUGUGGUUAUGAUGGAAGUGUCAAACUAUGGAGUGUUGAAACUGAUAAUCCACUAUCUGAACUUGAACCCCAUUCUCAGAGAGUUUCGAAAAUUGCUUUCCAUCCAUCUGGUCGAUUCCUUGCAACCUGUUGCUUUGAUUGUUCAUGGCGUUUGUUUGAUGUCGAUUAUGAAACUGAAGUUCUUUUCCAGGAAGGACAUAGUAAACCUGUUUUCCAUGCUGAUUUUCAGAUUGAUGGUUCACUGAUUCUUACAGUGGGCAUGGAUUGUUAUGGGCGUGUGUGGGAUUUGCGAACAGGUCGAUGUAUAAUGUUUCUGGAAGGUCAUCAAAAAGAGAUUUACUGUGGUCAGUGGAUGCCUAAUGGGUAUCAAAUGGUAACUGGUUCAGCUGACAAUAGUUGUAUGGUGUGGGAUCUGCGUAUAAGACGUGCUAUAAAACCUAUCGCAGCUCAUACAUCAUUAGUGUCAGGAUUACGAAUUGAAGGAAACGGUCAGUAUAUGAUCACCUCAUCUUAUGAUAAUUCACUUAAGGUUUGGGAAACAAAUGGCUGGAAGCCUUUAAAAAAAUUGAUGGGCCAUGAUACAAAAGUGAUGGGAGUUGAUAUAUCAUCUGAUGGCAAAUGGAUUGCUAGCGUCAGUUUCGACAGGACCUUUAAGCUGUGGACUAAAGAUAUUUAA